This is a messenger RNA of Diachasma alloeum, 1032 nucleotides long. RefSeq lists its product as uncharacterized. The record is from RefSeq and is a predicted model, not a curated record. The coding region runs from base 1 to 1032 and encodes 343 amino acids. Lineage: Eukaryota; Metazoa; Arthropoda; Insecta; Hymenoptera; Braconidae. The transcript has a single exon.
AUGCAAGGUCUUGAGAGUGACUGUUUGAAGUUCUUGGACGAUGCAGGCAUCCACAUUCCUUUUUAUAAGAGAUAUGUGGAAGACAUAAUCACUGCGGUCCCCUGGGGUGAAGUCGAGCUAGUUCUCGAGGUCUUUAACAGCUAUGAGGGAAGGCUCCAGUUCACACAUGAAGUGGAAGAAGACAACAAAAUCGCCUUCCUGGACCUUCUCCUGAUACAUGACAACGACCAUGUGGUUACCAAUUGGUACCACAAACCGAUCUGGUCUGGGAUAUUUUUGAAUUUCGAUGCACACCAUCCCAUCUCCCAGAAGAAAGGAAUCAUUUCGAUGCUAGUAGACAGAUGUGUGAUACUUUUACAUCUAAAGUUCCAUGAGGACAAUCUCCAGCUCAUCAGGAGUACUCUGUUGGACAACAGCUACCCCUUAGAGUUCAUCAACACCUGUAUCAAGGAAAGGCUUCACCAUCUGAACGUGUGUGCUAGCGAGAAUACGGCCGCUGCGACUGCUGAGACUGAUUUUAAACACGCACUGGUGCUACCAUUUGUGAAUGGUCUAACUCAGAAUCUCAAGCGAGUUUCCAGAAGGUAUGGACUGAAUGUGAUCUCUAAUACCAGCCACAAACUACAGAGCUACCUGAAAACUACUAAGGAUCCAGUGAAGUGGGAGAACAGGUCCAACGUGGUCUACUCAAUCCCUUGUGACUUCUGCAAUGGCGUAUAUGUGGGACAGACCAAACGAUAUCUCAAGGUCAGGGUGGGCGAACAUGAGAAAGGCGUGAAGAACUGUAGAAACACAGAUCCGGCGAAAUACACGGCGUUGACUAGACAUCAUGUGGAUUCUGGCCACUCUUUUAAUUUUGACAAAGUAAAAGUGUGUAAGUCUGAGCUUCAUCCUUAUAAACGUAAUCUCCUUGAGAUGCUUUAUAUUGUACGUGAGGACAACGCCGUCAAUUUUCGCUCACACGUCAACGGGUUGAGCUCGGUCUACACAGGACUCAUCUCGAAAUCUCGCGCGCCAACCUCUCGUUACUAG